AUGGCAGCCACGGUCCUAGCAGCUGUUUUUAUUGCUAUUGUUUUAGUCCUCGGACUAAAUUAUUUUCUAUGGCCGUUGAAGCAAGUUCGCGGAAUACCAACGAUAUCGUUCUGGGUGGCAUUGCUGCCACUUUUCAAGGACGUUGACCAGCAAGAGAUAUUUAAGAAGUAUAUUGAUGAACCGCUAAGGAAGCAUGGCGCUGUAAAGAUCUUCUUCGCGGCACAGUGGAACUUGUUGGUUCACAAGCCGGAAUAUUUGGCCGAGAUUUUCAAGCGCGAGGAUAUAUAUAAAAAAAGCGGCAACUUUAAGAAAAUCCCCAACAGUGUCUUGGCUACGCUUCUGGGAGAUAACGUUAUAUCUAGCCAUGGAGAGACGUGGAAGCUGUACACGCAACUUAUUAAGCCUGGACUCCAAAUGGCUCCUGAUUUUGGUAUUUUAAUUGGGAAUGCCAGAAGGCUAUGCAGCAUCUUUGUCGAUUUACAAGCCCGAGCGACAGCAGGUGGUGUCGGCGUCCAGGAGAGCGUGCAGCGGUACACGAUCGCAAACUUUGGCCAACUGCAAUACAAUGUCGAUUUUGGUACUUUACAUUCAGAGGACGCCUACCUGCAUCGGAUACAGUACCAGAUGAAGAGGGAAAUCUUCAAACCCAUCUUUAUGAAUUUCCCAUUUCUGGAUAAUCUACCGUUUCCUAGCAGACAACGGGCUAGGCAACUCGCAUCGCACUUUACAGACCAUUUGGUACUGGCAUUGGAAAAUGGACACAACUCUAACAAAUCUGACAAAUCUGAGAAGGAUCAACAAAGCCAGCUACCAAGGACUCUUCUAGAGGCUAGAAAUGCUGGGAUAUUAACAGAAAAGCAAUUCCGGGAUAAUGUCACCAUACUAUUCGUGGCUGGUCAAGAGAAUCCCCAGUUGGCAAUUAUAUCCAUCCUGUAUUUACUUGCCAAGCAUCCUGACCUACAAGAACAGCUGUUCAAUGAGCUGACACACGCUCCUAACGAAGAGAUCAGCCAGGAACACCUGCAAGGUCUGCCAUUACUAGCCUCAACUAUAUACGAAUGUCUGAGACUGUUCCCGCCUAUAGGACAGCUCAUUAACCGACGUGUUUCCACCGCAAUUAACCUAGGAGGCGAGAUUCUCAUCCCGGCAGGCACAUACGUUGGUUAUAACUGCUAUUCCACGAACCGUGACCCCAUGGCCUGGGGAGAAGAUGCAGAGAAGUUCCGGCCACGUCGUUGGGGCCAGUCAUGCGUGGACAUCCAGAAGGAGUACAGACGACGAAGAGCCCGUGCGGAGUUCAUCUCUUUCCACGGUGGGCAGCGGGCUUGUCUGGGAGAGCGGUUUGCAGUCUUGCAGUUAAAGGCGACUUUGUAUGUUCUUGUGACGAGUCUUCGCUGGCGCCUUGAUCCAACGUGGCGGGAUAGAAUGACUCCGGCUGGUCCACUAUAUCCCAGAAAUCUGCGCUUGAUAUUCGAAGAGAGGGAGACGGGAAGCCCAUUGCCCGCGCAGAACACACCCCAGUCUGCCUGA
This is a messenger RNA of Pochonia chlamydosporia 170, 1530 nucleotides long. RefSeq names its product cytochrome p450. Gene Ontology annotation, molecular function: iron ion binding; monooxygenase activity; oxidoreductase activity, acting on paired donors, with incorporation or reduction of molecular oxygen. Bases 1 to 1530 code for a protein of 509 amino acids. The transcript has 4 exons. NCBI's taxonomy places the organism in Eukaryota, Fungi, Ascomycota, Sordariomycetes, Hypocreales, Clavicipitaceae. The record is from RefSeq and is a predicted model, not a curated record.